This is a messenger RNA of Syzygium oleosum, 2136 nucleotides long. RefSeq names its product U-box domain-containing protein 8. Gene Ontology annotation, molecular function: ubiquitin-protein transferase activity. The record is from RefSeq and is a predicted model, not a curated record. Gene Ontology annotation, cellular component: cytoplasm; nucleus. Bases 516 to 1646 code for a protein of 376 amino acids. The transcript has 2 exons. NCBI's taxonomy places the organism in Eukaryota, Viridiplantae, Streptophyta, Magnoliopsida, Myrtales, Myrtaceae. Gene Ontology annotation, biological process: protein ubiquitination.
UAUGGAAUCUUCAGCAAUUGCGCAACUGCGGAAGGGAAAUUGAAUGCUGACCCUCGUCCCACCAAAAGCUUUCAACACGUCGCGGCAGCUAUCUAUCGUGCGGCCAAACUCGUGCCCCAAAAUGCACACGCGUGUCACGGCACAUACCAUCGCAGCGGUUCCGACCUAGCGUAGCGUGCUCCAAGACUGCUCUCUUGCACGCACGCACGCACGGCCUUUGACGAAAUCUAACGCUACGAAGUGCGAAUUCGGGGGCAUUGUCCGAACGUUCGCUCGUUUUGUCAACCUCGCUUGGCUUCUGCUGCUUUUAUCUUUCGUUCCAUGGGAGGAGUCUUCCAAUUCGAACCCACGAAGCCGUUCUCUGUCUCUCAUUCUGCGCCGAAAGCCUCCUCAUAAACCCUGCAACGGCAGAGCGAGAACGCCAUUGUCGGGGGAGGUCGAAUAUCUUUGCUGGGUGAAGGCCGAGGGGGAGCGCUAGAGGGUAGGGAGAGGGGAGAGGGAGAGGGGGCGAGAAGAUGACGACCCAGUUGCCGGACGACUUCCGGUGCCCGAUCUCGCUGGAGAUAAUGUCCGACCCGGUGAUCCUGUCCUCCGGCCACACGUUCGACCGCGCAUCCAUCCAGCGGUGGCUCGACUCCGGCCACCGCACCUGCCCCAUCACCAAGCUCCCCCUCCCCGACCGCCCCUCCCUCAUCCCCAACUACGCCCUCCGCAGUCUCAUCUCCAACUUCGCCUCCGGCGGCGGCGGCGGCUGCGGCGGAGGCUCCCGGGCCGACCCGGGUCCGAAUCCCGAGCCCGGGGCCCUCGUGGCCGCCCUCACCUCCCGGGCGUCCCCGCUCGAGUCGAAGCUCGAGGCUCUGACCCUCUUGACCAAGCUCUCCAAUCGCGACCCGGGUUUCCGCCGGCGGCUCACCGAGUCCGGCACCGUGUCGGUGGUCCUCAGCUGCGUUGACUCGGAUGAUGGGUCGUUGCGCGAGAGGGCGCUGAGCUUGCUGCUGAAUCUCAGCUUGGACGACGAUAACAAGGUGGGGUUGGUGGCGGAAGGGGCGAUUUCGAAGAUAGUCGGCGCGUUGAGGGCGGAUUCGGCCAACUGCAGGGCGCUCGCCGCCACGAUAAUCACCAGCUUGGCGGUCGUGGAAGUCAAUAAGGCCACGAUCGGUGAGUACCCUUUUGCGAUUGGUGCUCUGAUUUCGCUUCUGAGGGAUGGGAAUGACAGGGAGAAGAAGGAGGCCGCGACGGCGCUCUUCGCCAUAUGCUCGUUCCCGGAGAACCGGAAGCGGGCGGCUGCGAACGGGUCGGUGCCGGUUCUGAUUAGGGCCGCGGAUUCGGGGCUUGAGAGAGCGGUCGAGGUGCUGGCGAUGUUGGCCAAGUGCAGGGAAGGGAGGGAAGUGAUGGGGAGGUGCGAUGGGUGCGUGAGAGUUUUGGUGAAGAUGUUGAGGAAUGGGGGUUGUAAGGGAGUUCAAUGUGCAUUGCUGACUCUGUAUUCGCUCUGUUGUUACAGUGAGAGAAUUUGUGUGGAAGUGAGAAGGCAGGGGGUUUUGGAGAUGUGCAUUAGGUUGCUGGUGAAUGAUAAUGAGAAGAUUAGGAGAAACGCCACCAACUUGGCUCAGCUUCUUCAGGUUGAUUCCGAUUGUUCUGUGAGAUGAUCAUUCGAGGGGUUAAAUUUGCGGAUGAUUUUGAAGAGGUUGACAUGAAAUUGGACGCAUGUUUUGUGGUCAAGGUUCGGUUUUUUGAAUGAUGCAUAGGCGAGUCGGAUUAUCCACUUCAUGGGGGUCUGUAGAUCUUCCACGUGAAUAUGCCUCGCUACCCUAAGUUAGCAACUUUAAGGUCUCACUCAUUCCAUAUGUUCUGUAUCAUUGCGAAGGAAAUUUGGCGAGAAUUUUCUUUCACUUAGAUCCACUGUCCUCGUUUUAACAUUUAUCACUUGUAUUUGCCUUGCGAUACUUUUAGAUGUUCGACAUUUACCCUGUUGGCGUAUGGAAAAUUAAGGCCGAUCCUGAUGUAGAAAUAGUUUAUGCACACUAUAGUGGCAAAGGGAUAUAGUGAGAAGGACUGUUCUUUCUCUCUCUCCCCCUCUGCCCACCCUGUUUAUUGCUGGUCAUCGAGCCAAUUGCAAAUAAAUGUCAAUUGCUGCAA